Messenger RNA from Scedosporium apiospermum, 783 nucleotides. Its product is annotated as Proliferating cell nuclear antigen. Gene Ontology annotation, molecular function: DNA polymerase processivity factor activity; DNA binding. The coding region runs from base 1 to 783 and encodes 260 amino acids. NCBI's taxonomy places the organism in Eukaryota, Fungi, Ascomycota, Sordariomycetes, Microascales, Microascaceae. Gene Ontology annotation, biological process: mismatch repair; translesion synthesis; regulation of DNA replication. The record is from RefSeq and is a predicted model, not a curated record. Gene Ontology annotation, cellular component: PCNA complex. The transcript is spliced from 3 exons.
AUGCUUGAGGCACGAUUGGAACAGGCUAAUGUCCUGAAAAAGGUGGUUGAUGCCAUCAAGGAUCUCGUCCAAGAUUGCAACUUCGAUUGCAACGAUUCUGGAAUUGCUCUCCAGGCCAUGGAUAACAGUCACGUUGCUCUCGUUUCCAUGAUGCUCAAGGCCGAAGCCUUCUCUCCCUACCGAUGCGACCGCAACAUUGCCCUCGGCGUUAACCUCAGCUCCCUCACCAGGGUUCUGCGUGCUGCUCAGAAUGAGGAUAUCCUCACUGUCAAGGCCGAUGAUGACGCCGACGCGCUCAACCUCGUAUUCGAGAGCAGCGAGAAUGAUCGUAUCAGCGAAUACGACCUGAAGCUCAUGGACAUUGACCAAGAGCACCUUGGCAUCCCCGAAACCGAGUACGCUGCUACUAUCUCCAUGCCCUCCAACGAAUUCCGGAGGAUCUGCACAGAUUUGAUGGCCAUGUCGGACUCUGUCACCCUCGAUGCCAGCAAGGACGGAAUCAAGUUCUCCAGCGCCGGCGACAUCGGCAAUGGAUCCGUCACCCUCCGCAGCCACACCAACGUUGACAAGCCGGAACAGAACGUUAACAUCGAGCUGACCGAGCCUGUUUCUCUCACCUUCUCCCUCAAGUACCUCGUCAACUUUUGCAAGGCCUCCGCCCUCUCUCCCCACGUCAAGAUUUGCCUCUCUAAUGAAGUCCCACUUCUUGUCGAGUACAACCUCUCCGGCACCAGUUACUUGCGGUUCUACCUUGCACCAAAGAUUGGCGACGAGGAGAGCUAG